This is a messenger RNA of Gossypium arboreum, 1701 nucleotides long. RefSeq lists its product as uncharacterized. Gene Ontology annotation, cellular component: cytoplasm. Gene Ontology annotation, biological process: rRNA base methylation. The transcript has 3 exons. The coding region runs from base 107 to 1402 and encodes 431 amino acids. NCBI's taxonomy places the organism in Eukaryota, Viridiplantae, Streptophyta, Magnoliopsida, Malvales, Malvaceae. The record is from RefSeq and is a predicted model, not a curated record. Gene Ontology annotation, molecular function: rRNA (uridine-N3-)-methyltransferase activity.
AAUUUACUUUAACUUUCGCUUUAAUUCCUCUCUUACAUAAGGUUCAAAACAAGAAAACCAACUUACAGGGUAAGUUACAGAGUAUUCUUGUGUCCUUUCAAGUCCGAUGGCAACCACAUACCUCGGAAAGCUAAUGCUUAGCGCUGAAAAUGGAGAAUCAGAUGAAGAAGAAAAAUGGGUCUCUCACUAUUCAUCCAACCAUCAAAUACUGUUAGUUGGUGAAGGGGAUUUCUCUUUUUCUUUGAGUUUGGCCAAUGCUUUUGCCUCUGCCUCUAACAUUUGUGCUUCUUCCUUAGACUCCUAUGGGGCAUGCUUACUACAUGAAGUGGAUGCAACCAAAAUGAAGCAUCAUACUGACUUAGCCAACCGAAAGUUUGAUCGAAUCAUCUUCAAUUUUCCACAUGCUGGCUUUUAUGGAAAGGAAGAUAAUCCCCAUAUGAUUCAGAUGCAUAGGAACCUUGUACAAGGUUUCUUUAGAAGUGCAAGGGGCAUGCUUAGAGCUAAUGGUGAAAUUCAUGUAAACCACAAGACCAGUGCUCCGUUUUCCCUAUGGAAUCUUGAGAAAUUAGCUUCUGAGUGCUCUCUGGCAUGGAUUCAGUGUGUAGAUUUCAAUGUAGAAGAUUACCCAGGUUAUCAAAACAAGAGAGGGGAUGAUUCAAGAUGUGAUGAACCCUUCCCUCUUGGCAAGAGCAGCACCUUCAAAUUCGGCUUUUGCCCUAGAGCUAAGAAGGCGACUAAAGCAACCAAAAGUGGGGUUUCAAUGUGUAACAAAUCUCAGCAUUUUCAAACCAUUUCAAUGCCAAUGCAGCUGCAUUCAACUUCUGAUUUCAACUAUCACCGAAGGAAUCAUACUUUGAAUCGCAUCCCACUGCAUGUUAAACUGCGUCCUAUCAUCCCUAACCAGAAUCAAUACUCCGGGGUCUUCGAUAGAAACUUUAAUGGUUUGGUCCGAACAUGUCAAGCGAAUAGCCUGAGGUCUGCAAGAUAUGAUGGUCUAGGAAGCUUGAGGCAUGGUCUUGACAGACAAUUGGUAGAGGUGCCGAGAACCUUGAAUGGUAACUUGCCUUACAUGCAUGAGCACAAGCAUGAGCAUGAAGUGAGGCAUAGUCUUGACAGACAAGUGGUAGGGGUGCCAAGAACCAUAAAUGAUAACUUGUAUUACAUGCAUGAGCAUGAAAAUAGUCUUGACAGAAAAAUGAUAGAGAUGCCAAGAACCUUAAAUGGUAACACGUAUUACAUGCAUGAGCACAAGCCAGCGAGGCAUAGUGUUGACAGACAAAUGGUAGAGAUGCCAAGAGCCUUGAAUGGUAACUUCAACUACAUGCAUGAGCAUGAGCAUGAACUUGCCCAUAUUAGCAAUUCGAGGCCUCAUCUUCACAGGGCGCUUGCAUGUCAAACCUAGCAGCUGAAAGUACCUAAUACUCGGGAUAUUCUCCGUUUGUAAAUGCAUGGAAUUUUCUGCUUUUUUGUCUGUGCCAGUUACACAGUACAUCAGCAUAAAAUGACAAGAGUACAUUCAACUUAUGAUGCUGACCAUGUAAAGUCAGAAAUGCUUAACCUUCCUCUGAAACUAGUUAUCUUUUUUCUAUGGAACAUACAAUGUAAUGCUUAAGUACGGGUAUCUUUGGUUGCUUUGCUUUACUUGAUGUUUAGUGCCUAACUAAUUCUAAAUUCAUAUGAUUAAUGAUUACAUCUAAACAA